UCCAGCGGUUGCCAGAGCCCCGAAUUCAGCCAGAUUCCAUACAGACCGUAUGUUCUCGAAGCCCGCAGUCAACACUCCUCACUAACCUAACGCCCAAUACUUACGGCAGGCCUUAGCAAUUAAAAAAACUACAUCUCCCAGAAACCUUAGCGAAAAUAAGUCUCACCUUGCGUAACCACGUAGUCCUUCGCCACAUUUGAACAAAGUAAUCCCUUCAUUUUUCAGAAGGUAUGAGGAAUAAUACUUUGUUUUUCUCCGCACCGGGACAAGUUUAAAUGUUACUGCGAUAAGAGACAUUAGCUAUGGGAAGGUGAUGAAGCGACUCGAGUAAAGAGGAAAGAGGCCAUCAAAACUAAACACUGCGGAGGAAUUUUUGUCCUGCCGUGAGACGACGGAGUGAAGAGCGUGAAGGCGAUUGAGAGGGGCUCAAGGGAUUGUGCUCUAGGCGAGGGCCUUCCUUUAGGCCCCGACCCGGCCUGCCCCUAAAGCCAGCAGAGAGAUGGAAACCUUGAUGACUAGUUCAGCCCUACCUCCCCUUUUUGCAGAUGAGGACGGCUCCAAGGAGAGUAAUGACCUGGCUGCCACUGGGUUAACCCACCCAGAGGUUCCAUAUAGUGGUGGAGUCACAUCAUCCACCAACAAUUCAGAAUUUGUGGAGGAUCUCUCUCAAGGGCAGUUGCUUCAAAAUGAGCCUCCUAAUACAGCAGAAGGCAAUGAGCAAAGGCAUGAAGAUGAGCAAAGAAGUAAACGAGGAGGUUGGUCAAAAGGCAGAAAGAGGAAGAAACCUCUCCGAGACAGCAAUGCACCCAAAUCCCCACUUACAGGAUAUGUUCGGUUCAUGAAUGAGCGUCGAGAACAGCUUCGAGCAAAAAGACCUGAAGUCCCGUUUCCAGAAAUCACCAGAAUGUUGGGCAAUGAAUGGAGUAAACUGCCUCCUGAAGAAAAGCAGCGCUACCUUGAUGAAGCAGACAGAGAUAAGGAACGUUACAUGAAGGAACUGGAGCAGUAUCAGAAGACAGAGGCUUACAAGGUCUUCAGUAGGAAAACCCAGGACCGUCAGAAAGGCAAAUCUCAUAGGCAAGAUGCAGCCCGACAGGCCACUCAUGACCAUGAGAAAGAAGCAGAGGUAAAGGAACGGUCUGUUUUUGACAUCCCUAUAUUUACAGAGGAAUUCCUGAACCACAGCAAAGCCCGGGAGGCAGAGCUCCGCCAGCUUCGGAAAUCCAACAUGGAGUUUGAAGAGCGGAAUGCAGCCCUGCAGAAACACGUGGAGAGCAUGCGCACGGCCGUAGAGAAGCUGGAGGUCGACGUGAUCCAAGAGCGGAGCCGCAACACUGUCUUACAGCAGCACCUGGAGACCCUGCGGCAGGUGUUGACCAGCAGCUUCGCCAGCAUGCCCUUGCCUGGAAGUGGAGAGACCCCUACAGUGGACACCAUUGACUCGUAUAUGAACAGAUUGCACAGUAUUAUUUUAGCUAAUCCCCAAGACAAUGAAAACUUCAUAGCUACAGUUCGUGAAGUUGUGAACAGGCUUGAUCGUUAGGGAAUGGUAUACAGCUCCAGGAUGUUCUGUAAGUGAUUUUACUUGUGAGGAAUGAGAAGCCAUCCAUGGAAAGCUGAACUGAGUGGAGGCAGAGUGGGCAUGCAGAUUACUCUGCUUGUGAAAGAAUUCCCAGUUACAAGCUCAAUGCCUCCACCCCAGGAAGCCAUGUGAGGGAGCAGCGAAAGGAACACAGACAGGAACUUCCUUUGGAAUCGUUUUUUGUGGACUUUGAAAGUGUACAGCCUCUCCCCUGCAUCUACGGUUUCCUGUUAUCUCCAUUUCCGUUGAAGUGGACCUGCAUAUAUUCUGCUGACCAGGCAACCUGAGACUGAUACCGGCAGCAGUGAAGCCUUCUCAUUGUUCCCAUUCAUAUAGGACCCUUUUAUCAGUAGUUCUCCAGUUUUCAUACCUAGAUGUCACUUUUUUUUAAUGCCCUUGGGGGUAUUUUUUAGUUCCUUUCCCUACUCCCACCAAGUUAUACAUCUCCAUUGUCUGACCUGAGCUGGGGUCUCAGCAGGGCUCUGAAGGGAAGCAGCUCUCACUGGACAGACACGUCUUCUCCCAUCAUCGCCCUGCUGUAACUCCAAAGAAAAGGACUUCUUGUGACAGUGUCUUCUGGAGCCAGGCUCCCUGGGGACUAGCCCUCCCCUGCGGAGGCUUUGUGCUUGCCGCCCAUCUCCUUCCUCCUUGGUGCUGCCUGCUGUUUCUCAGCGUGGCUCCUGCCCAUACACUGUGUCCCAGCCCCAGGGAAGCUCCUCUGUUCCAUCUGUUGGCAAUAUCUUGUGGAGCAUUUUGCUGAGGAAAAGGUCAUUGGGAAGCGGAAGAGAACGGUGAAAGUAGUUUCUCAUUUGACGUGGAAGGAAAGAAAAAGCAAGUUUAUCCUAAGUGAAAACUGAGGGAAUCCCUGUCUGCUUUAGACAUGCAAUUCAUGGUGAUUGAUAGGUAGAAAUCUCAUUCAAAAAUUGUCUCUCGAGCUCACACAAAGGAUUUCUCCUGUCUUUUAUUUUCCUUCUGUGACCGCAGAAACCAUGUCAAAAGGACAGGCUUGCCUUCCUACUCCAUUCUUAGGAAGUGAUUCUUCAAACACCAAAAGGGAAGAAGGUCUCUGAUUCUCACCUCAGGUUUUGGUUUGGUUUGGUUUUGAUGCACUAGAGCACAAGGCUGCCAGUUACAGCUGAGAUCUUUGGAACCAAAGCAGGGCGUGCUGAGCGCAUUGUCUAGGCACCGUGCCACGGAAGCAGGUGGCAGCACUCCCCCUCACAAUAUGCUCCGAAGUGAGGGUGCAAGCCAGAAACCCCAUCAUGUGGCUGUUCCACCGUGUCUUCUCAGCAUCUCCUUACCUGAUUUUUUUAGGCCAAAGGAAAUAAAACAUCAGCAAAACCACCUUUUUUUAAUGUCUUACGUGAACACCCAUUAAAUUCCCAUGCACUGAGGCCCAUAGACCACCACUGGGCAGUUUUUCAAAGUAAGAACCCACGUUAUUGCUGUGAACCUACCCAACUCACCUGCUUUUCUGUCUUCCUUGUGCCCCUUGCUGUUCCUGUCACUUCCCUCAGAGGCCUCACCUGCUAAGCCCAGUCUAGAACACGUGUCUCUGGCAGAAGGAUAUUGAUAUGCCAGUUCUGUAACUUCCUGUCUGCCUCCUGCCAGAUGCUUCCUGUCCAUUCUUCCUCCUAAUAUUUCUCUGUAUCUCUUCUGUGUUAGUUUUGUGUGAUUUUUUUAGAAGUUCUCUUGACCAGGAAAAGCUGUAACUUGGUGCAAAGAUCAUCAUUCCCUUGACUCGAGAUAGAAGAACUAGCAGUGACUUGAAACGAGCCUAUUCAAAAAUGCAGGGGAUCUCCAGAGAGCCCGCAUUCUGACAUUUUUCACCCAACAAGCAGCCUGUUUUUUUUAAGGGCUGCCUCUCCCAGCUACACACCUGAGUCACUGGUGCCUGGGAUUCAGCUGCCACAAAACUGUCAGGCUCUGUUAAGGAGAUCAGAGUCACCUCUGCUCUUCCCUGUACCCAACUAAGAGGUGGUAAAUGAGGUUACAGACUAACACAAUACCCAAUUCGUGUUUCCCAGUAAACUUGUAGAUUUUACUGCACUUACAUGUUCUUCUUAAGAAAUAAGUUGUUGCCUGUUCAGUGUUAUAGGUUUCUUUUUAUUAAAAAACAAGCAGCAGUUGAGGAAACUGAGACAAUGUAUUUUGUUUCUGACAAAUUUUAGAAGAAAUGUGUACAUGUGUUUGGAAUUGUUGAGAUGCCAAGUUUUCUGUACAAGUGUUUUUGUAAUUAAACUUUUAGAUUUUCUUUGUUUUUUUUUUAAGAAGUCGAUAUGCUUGCUUGACAUUUGCCUCAUUAAAACUUUUCUAUGUUCAAUCCACCCGAUUCACUUUUACCUGCAUCGUAAGGAAAAAAAGUCCUACCUUUGCCUUUUCAUCUUAAAGACUUUGUCAACUCUGCAUUAAUCCGGUAACACAUUUAUUUCACUAAUUGCUUAUUCAAAAUGUGUCUU
Messenger RNA from Condylura cristata (star-nosed mole), 4041 nucleotides. RefSeq names its product high mobility group 20A (gene HMG20A). The record is from RefSeq and is a predicted model, not a curated record. Gene Ontology annotation, cellular component: nucleus. The coding region runs from base 500 to 1543 and encodes 347 amino acids. NCBI's taxonomy places the organism in Eukaryota, Metazoa, Chordata, Mammalia, Eulipotyphla, Talpidae. The transcript is spliced from 10 exons. Gene Ontology annotation, biological process: regulation of gene expression.